This is a messenger RNA of Xyrichtys novacula (pearly razorfish), 32901 nucleotides long. Lineage: Eukaryota; Metazoa; Chordata; Actinopteri; Labriformes; Labridae. The record is from the annotation of a GenBank genome assembly.
GUGUGUGUGUGUGUGUGUGUGUGUGUGUGUGUGUGUGUGUGCGCGCGCUUGUGUGUCUGUGUGAGUGUGUGUGCGUGGAAGGUGCAAAGUAAUGAUAGGAGUUAAUUGAAACUGUAGAUAUCAUUCUUUGAUAUGUGCCGUUAAACCAAUGAUGGUCUUUUAUUUUCAAUAGAUUAAAAAUAGAAGAUUAAAUUUAAAACCAUUCCUUAAGAAAAUUGGAACCCUGGGCAGAAUGUGAGUAGAAAAACAUUAAACUAAAGCUUGUUUUUUUAAUUUAAUUUAGAAUAAACAUGAACUCAUUCUGAAUUUGAUGCCAAAAAUCACAUUUAAAAUAGCUAGCUAGCUAGCAUCUUAGUUUCAUCACCUUUUUUUUAAUUAACUCUUAGUUUAGAAGAGAAAUGUUUCCCAAUUCUUGUUUCAUUUAGGUUUUUACAACAGAGUCUCCUUUUAUAAGUUCUGUUUCAUAACAAGCCAAACAUUUUCAAUAGAUGAUAAGUCGUAGCUGCAGGUCAAUUUAGCACCCAGACUUUCUCACUACAGAUCCAUGCUGUUCUACAAAGAAUGGGGUUUGGUAUUGUCCUGAUAAAAACAUUAUCUACUCAGUAGCAAAUGGUGUUGACAAACAUAUCAUUCAGUUUUAAGGGGAUCUCCACAAAUGGGCAGGUUAUCUGCAUGCCUGUUGAACUGGUGCAGCCCCAUACUGUCACAGAUACUUUUCAAUGCUUUUCAACAGUGUGCUUGAUGGUCCCUCUCCUCUUUGGCCUAGAGGAGGCAGUGUCUUGAAUCAGUCUUGACUCCUCAGACCACAGAACAGUUUUCCACAUCUGUUCAGUCCAUCAUGAAUAAGCUCAGGCUCAGGCGUAACAGCAUCCUUUUAACAGUGUUUGUCUUUUUAUGGUAGAGUUUCAACAUGUAUUUGUGGAUCAUCUUAUGAACUGUGAUUUUGAAGUGUUAUUGAGGCCAUGCAGUACUGUAAAAUCUCCCACAAAACUGUUACAUUUUGGAGGGUUUCUACUUUUUUGCCAGAACUGCCCCCUCCCCAUCUGUAAAUUCAGAAGGACUCGUCUUCUGUGAGAUGUUUUUUUUAUACCAAGUAUGGUUACAAAUCACUGCCUCCUGGCAAAAAGGGUCAAAAGUCAACAAGCAAAGCUCAAACAUAUAAAUAUUUGCAACAUUAUUUCAAAGGGGGGUACAGUGUUAAAUGUUAAAACUGCAAGGCCUUUGUAUUUAAAAAGAAACAUGUUUGUACUAGCAGAGGAAAACUGUUGGAGUAUCACCGCAAUAAUUGUGGCUUAAUUAAAAAGUCAUAUUAGAUUGUUAGUUCAUACACAGCUGUAACAGAAAAAGUGAAUUUGUUAAAAACCUACAUUAAAACAAUAGUACUUGAUAAUGGCAAUAAUAAAUGUCAUGAAUAGGUUCAGUUGUGAUCCAAUGAAUCUCAGCAUAAGCAACAUAACGCACAGUGGAAACCAGAAGUUUACAUACACUAUAUAAAAAGGCACAUAACCUUUUUUUCCUCACCGUCUAACAUUAAAUCAGAUUACACUUUUCCUGUUUUUGGUCAAUUAGGAUUACCAAAAUUAUUUUUAUAUGCUAAAUGCCAAAAUAAUGAAAGAGAUUUUUUUAGACAAUUUUUAAUUAUUUUCUCAAGAGUCAAAAGUUUACAUACAUUUCAUUAACAUAAAAACCAACUUGUGUCCAUUACUUCCUUGCUGAUGUCUUGAGGUGUUGCUUCAGUAUUCCCACAUAAUGUUCUUUCCUCAUGAUGCCAUCUAUUUUGUGAAGUAUACCAGUCCCUUCUGCUGCAAAACAACCACACAACAUGAUGCUGCCACCCCCAUAUUUCACAGUUGGGAUGGUGUUGCAAGCUUUCCCUUUUCUCCUCCAAAUGUAACAAUGGUCAUUAUGGCCAAAAAGUUCCAGUUCAGUUUCAUCAGACUACAGGACAUGUCUUCAAAAUUUAAGGUCUUUGUCCCUGUGUGCAUUUGCAAACUAUUAUCUGGCUUUUUAUGUUUCUUUUGGAGUCAUGGCUUCUUCCUGGAAGAGUGGCCUUUCAGCCCAUGUCGGUACAGGACUUGUCUCACUGUUGAUUAUGACACACUCUUAACAGCUUCAGCCAGCAUCUACACAAGGGCUUUUGCUGUUGUUCUUGGGUUGAUAUUCAUAUUUUGGACCAAAGCACAUUCAUCUCUGGGACACAGAACCCAUCUCCUCCCUGAGUGGUAUGACGUCUGGACAUUCCCAUGGUGUUCAUACUCGUGUACAGUUGUUUGAACGGAUGAAAGUGGCACCUUCAGUCAUCUGGAAAUUGCACCCAAGGAUGAACCAGACUUGUGUAGGUCCACAAUUCUUUUCCUGAUAUCUUGGCAGAUUUCUUUUGAUUUUUCCCAUGAUGUAACACAAAGAAGCCCUGUGUUUCAGGUGUGCCCUAAAAUACAUCCACAGAUGUGCCUCUAAUUAACUCAAAUGUUGUCAAUAAAUCAGAGGCUUCCAAAGACACGAUAGCAUCGUCUGGACUUUCCCAAAUUGUUUAAAGGCAUAGUCAUCUUAGUGUAUGAAAACUGUUGACUCUUGAGAAAGUAAUAGAAAAUUGUCUAAUAAAUUCUCUCUCUCAUUAUUUUGGCAUUUAGCAUAAAAACAUAAUUUUGGUGAUCCUAAUUGACCAAAAACAGGAAAAGUUUAAUCUGAUUUAAAGUUAGACGGUGAGGAAAAAAAGGUAAUGUGCCUUUUUAUAUAGUGUAUGUAAACUUCUGGUUUCAACUGUACAUAGAUCACAUACAAGACUAAUUGUACACUUUUGGGAUAUGAUACAAUCACAGUGAAAAGCUGUAUGUAGGGGUUUGUGUAACAAGCUAAGUAAGACAAAGGAGAUGGUCGUGGAUUUCCGCAGGAGGAGGACAUCUCAGACUGUUCCAGUGAACAUCCAGGGUCUGGACAUCGAGAUGGUGAAGUCCUACAGAUUCCUGGGUGUCCACCUCAACAAUAAACUGGACUGGUCAACCAACACAGACGUUCUGUACAAGAAGGGCCAAAGUCAUCUCCACCUGCUGAGGAGACUGAGGUCCUUUGGAGUGUGCAGGACUCUGCUCAGGACUUUCCAUGACUCUGUGGUAGCAUCUGCACUUUUCUAUGCAGUGGUCUGCUGGGGGGCAGGGAGCACCGAGAGGGACAGGAAGAGACUGAACAGACUGGUCAGGAGGGCCAGUUCUGUCCUGGACUUCUCCUUGGACUCCCUGGAGGAGGUGGGUGAGAGGAGGAUGUUAGCAAAGCUUGUAUCCAUCAUGGACAAUCCCUCUCACCCACUGCACCAGACUGUGGGGGCUUUAAGCAGCUCCUUCAGCAGCAGACUGAGACUCCCACCUUGCAAGACGGAGCGCUACCGUAGGUCAUCCCUCUCUUCUGCAAUAAGACUUUACAACGAACUGCAAUAAAACUGGACUCACACCACCACUUUUUUCUGGCAUUUAAAUUGUGUAUACUGUAGAUAGUUUUAUUUUUCUUCUCCCUUUUUCCUUUUCCUUAAUUUUUUCUUAAUUAUUACAUUUAUUUAAGUUCUUAAUAUAACGAUCUUUAUUUUUAUAACUGCAUUUUUGCACUCUUUGUCUGUGAUGCUGCUGUGACAAAAAAUUUCCCCCUUGGGGGAUCAAUAAAGGAAUAUUCUAUUCUAUUCUAAGCUACAAUAUCAAACUAAAACAGAUCAAGUCCAAGUCUUCAAAUCAAAUAUCGGACAGAAACUUGUCUUCUAACAGCCCUUCAACUUGACAGCAGCUCCUGUUCUUCUUUUCCUUAUUCACUCUGUUCUCUGUUGAUCCUCUCCCUGUCUGUCAAACCAGCCUGUAAUUAACUCGUUAUCAUCCUGACAGUGUGUGUGUGUGUGUGUGUGUGUGUGUGUGUGUGUGUGUGUGUGUGUGUGUGUGUGUGUGUGUGUGCUCUCUCCAGCAGAUGGUGCAUUGCUUUUAUGAAUCGCUGCUGGUGCCUCUGGCCGUGUAGAGGCGGAGUUUUCCCCUCUGUCGUUGACGUGCAGGCGGCGGGCAGCAGCAUCAGCAGGCAGAGGGCAGCAAGCUAGUCCUAUCAUCUUCCUGAGUGGAUCACAGGAGCGACAUCAUCAUCCAGCAUCCACCCUGACAAGGACAACUGCUCCACCUAAUAACACACAGGGACAGGACAUUUUAUUCCGAGCAAAGCGAGAAAAUCGCAUCGACAGCGGCAAGAUGCUGGCCUGUACAGAGAUGAUCACCAUGUGUCUUCAAUCCGCCAAACACGAACACCUGAGAAAGCAGCAGGAGAUGGAGUACAACAAAAAUCAAGGCAUCCCUCUGGUUCAGGAUGUGAGUAUAUCUAUGCGUUGACUUUGUCGUUCUGAACUUUCAUUGUUCCGAAUUUCAACCUCUUCAUCCGUCCACCGUGUGGACGUGUGUUUGGUUAAUUAAAUACAUGAUUGUAUCCAUAAUUAGACCUGACUUCUCUGGAGAAGUAAUCCCCCGUCCUUCAUCAUCCUCUUCAUGAAUGGUUCACACAGAGCUAAUGUUCUCAUUGAUGUAGAGCCGCUCUAUUAUGUAAGAAAGGUGAGUGCAUGGCCAUUAGUGCGUGAAUAACAGAAGAGAUGCCUCAGCACAGUCACGUGUUUGCAUUCGUUUGACCAUGUAACAUUAAAAGCAUUUUUUCAACAUAGCUAUUUAAAUCAGCUUGGUUUUCCCCCCUCGUUUUCUGUGCUGAGGUUGCUCAUGAAAUUGGUCAUAUCCACAGAGUGGGUGAAACAUGCAUAUUGUCUGUCUAAAAUAUGAUAUUCCUUACAUUUUCAGAAGCAGUCUUACCUUCACACAUACCCAGUCACAAACAUAAAAAUAGAAGAUCUUACAGUUUUAAUUAUUUCAUGUGGAUUUUGAUGGCUAUUCAUGGUUUAAGUCACAGGCAUAGGGGCUGUCUCUGUCUAUGCUGCCCAUUUUUCUCCUUUUUGCUACAAAAUAAUAAAAAAAAGACAUCAGUGCUUAUGCUGUAAUAUAUCUAAAAAUCAUGACCUUUUGUUGCACCUUUGGCUAUUUGGCCUCUAGUUUACUGGGGACAUCAAAAAAAACAAAACAAGCUGCAUCAUUCCCCAGACUUACAAUUCCUGACAGCGGGCUGUAAAUACAAUUCCCUGGUUUCCUCAGGGCAGAUUAUUGGCAGGAUUGGGGACAUAAGACUGCAGCAAGUACGCAUUGGCUUUAAAUGCAUGUCUUUUUUAUACCGCCCAAAGCUGCAUGACCUCCAGAACUAGCUUUAUUCCUUCACCCCACCCUUUAAAAUGGCCAAUACAGGCCAGUUACUGUGCUUUAUCUACUUGAAGAUAGAGCUUGAUUUCUCAAACGCAGCUGCACUCAUCCAGUCUUCCCUGACAGCAUCACGCUGCCAAUCACACUUUAAUUGCAGCUUUUCUUAGAAAAUCCAGCGUCACUUGUACUUUUCCUCCUCUGCACAGAUAAAUAACACCAAAUUUAGCUUGAAGAAGCUCCUUUUUAAUCUCAGAAAAAUGUUUGCUAUUCUCUCUCUGUCCUUGCACUAGUUGAAGGACUCGCUGUUGUGUCUGACAGACUUUCAUUUGUUUGAAAACUGUUAACCUUCAUGUAGCUGAGAUGAGCCUUUGCUGCUCUUUUUUAGAUAAUAGCUGCUUCACUCUCUGAUGGGAAGCCUUUUAUACAGACAGGUUGAAGUGUAGAUGUUCAGCUCCUCCUCCAGGUCUAGCUUUAUUGCGUUCAGUAGCUCUCAGUGUGACAUAUUAAGAGACCUCGGGGGACUAGCUGAGAAGGAAAUUACUACCCAGAAGAAUCCAUGUAGCUAAUGCUGCUAUUUGAAGUCACUCUGUGAGAUGACAACAGCUCCAUUGACUCCUUCAACUCCUAUGUCACAGCACAAAAGAGAAAGAGGACCUGUAAAUCUCCUCCACAGUCGUCCAUGUUUAUUAUUCACAAUGAGGUUCACUGAUUUGAGGGGCAGCCUGAAAGCUUCUUCUUCAGAUGCAUAUAUUAUCACUUCUUUAUAUUAGGGGUGUAUGACAGCGUUGAUGCAACCUUCAAGUUUCAUUAUAAAGUCAUCAUAUGUCAUAUCAGUCCAGAGAGGGUAAAGGACCAUGCCAGUGUUCAACUUGAGUUAGCCUAUUUAUGAUAUCUUCUUUCAGGGUUAGAUCAAAUAAAUAAAAAGAGUAAUAAAUUCUCUGGUCACAUUAUCCAGCUUAGCAGUUUGGCCUAUUUUAGCUUUUUACAGAUAAUCUUAUUGGUUUUGGAGUAUAGAUCCAUAAAAAAAAUUGCAGUGCACAAAUACCAAACUAUGUUUUUGAAAUUUUUUUUCAUCAUUGGCAGGGAGGCCCAAAAACUAUCAAAACAUACCAAGUAAAAACACUGUAAAAUGGAGUUUUUUCACUAACUGCAAAUACUUAAAAAACUGCUUUUGUUUUUGUAAAUUUUCUUUAUCUGUAGUAGCAGUGUUCUAUUUCAUUUAUCUGAACUUGUUUUCAGCCUUAUGACGUAAUACCAUAGGAUACAAUAUGAUAUGGUAUGGUAUAUUACAAUAUGAUACAAUAUGAUAGGAUAGAAUAGGAUACAAUACAAUUUGAUAUGAUACCAUACCAUACUAUUCCUGAUACUUAGCCCCUGGUAAUGCAUGAUUUUAUAGUUAUUGAUAAAUUGCAACUGAUUAACAAUGAUAAUAACAAUGACAAGGAUACAUCACAUUAUCUAAUUAUCAUAAGAUUCGUGACUCUAAAAAGUGCAGGAUUGGUGUCAUUAACGCAGCCAUAAGUAAAUAAUUAUGCUGUCAGUCAAAAAGAAGCGGAAAUCUGUUGAGAGUUGCUAUUUUUGACUGAAAACAUUUGUAUUUGAUGCUUGCAGUACCUUGAUCAGUACCUUUAACUCUAAAUCAGUAUUCAACAGUUUUCAAUCAGUUUGGCUAUGACCAAACUACACAUUUCCAUUCAAAUGUAUCAACCUGUUGUCAUUUUAUUUGGAAUGUCUUUCCCUGUCUUUUGAAUCCAUCCUAAAUCAUGUAAUUGCAGAAAACAGCAUGACUUCUUUCAUUUCGUAAAUGCUACCAUGUUGAUUAAGGUACAAAGAGUGUGAAACAAAGGAAUAAAUCUGAUGCCUAGCCAAAAAACUUGCAGUCCUUUGAGGGCACUCUAAACUGAACCUUCAAUCUUUCAACAUGUGUGAUGUUCAGUGCUAUUCUUUGUAGUAUGGAUUUCUGUGAGGCUCAGGUGAUGUGUCACUAAUGGAGGGGGGAUGUUGUUAAAAAAAAUGGGAUGUGAACAAAGAUGGUCUGGACCUUCACGCUCUGAAGUGCUCAGGAAAUGACAGCAGACAGAUGUGAGUGCAGCGCUUCACUCUGAUGAUCCAGUUUAUCAGCCAGACACUGGACUGUAUUGGGCCUCAUAUGGAGGGUGACUGAACCGAGAAAAAAGGUGUCACUCUGAUCUCACUUACUAGUAGAUCUGACUUUUCACAGGUGCAUUGUUAGACUGUUACAAGGUAGACACUGUUGUUUAUGAUUUUUUUAUUGUCUUCAAGGAAAAAGAACAAUUAGGAGCAAAGACGAUCACUUCCUGCAACAAAAAAGACAUAAAAUUAGGCAAAUAUCAUGGGGAGGAAAAAAUAAAAACAUUUAUUCUAAAGCUCUUCAUGGGUACACAUAAAUGUCAGCAUUUCAUCUCCUGAGAUUUCUCAUUGUUCUUUUGUCAUUGAAAUGCAAAAAUCACUGCUUCUUCAACCAAGAAAUAAGAAAAAACGGUUCUUGUACAGAUUGUCUCAACAUUUGUGGAGACUUUGGCUGACAUGCGUCACUGUGGUAACACUUAACAAUAACCAUAAUAAAUAAAUGGUAAAUAGAUAGUUUAUUCAUGUUUAAUCAUUAUAUAAAAACAGCUUAUAGACCAAUUAUAAAUGACAAAUAGAUAGUUUAUUAAUGUAAGUAAAUAGUUACUUUACUGUUAACAAGCAAUGAAAUUCUGAUUAAUAAUUUUCAUUUAUUAUUGAUGGACUAGUUAUAAAAGGUUUAUAUAGGGUUUAAACAUUGAUUGUAAAACAUCUUUAUUAGAAUGUGUGUCAGUAGCACUUUGUAAAUAGUUAAUAUCUGCCUUUUAAACCAUCUAUAAACAUUACUUGGAUGGUUAUUGUAAAGUUGCAACUGAUGUUUGUAAUACUUUGUAAAUGAUUAAAAAGUGGUUUAUAAACCACCUAUAAACAUUACUUAGAUGGUUAUUGUAAAAGUUAGGGUUAGGGUUAGGGUUAGGUUUUUAAAAUGGUAAAAUUUACAAUUUAUUAAUGGUCUAUAUGCUAUGUAUAAAUGAUGAUUAAACAUUAAUAUAACUAUCUGCUUACCAUUCAUAAAUGGUCGUUUUACCAUUUAUAAGUUAUGGUUACAGUAAAGUGUCACUGCCUCUCCAACAGGCAAUUAGCUUGGGAUUAUUAUUGGAUAUCACUCAAACUAUAUUUAAAAGGAUAGUAGGCUUUUCUGAAUUUUAGAUAUCAAUGCACAUGUUUGAUCUUUUCCAUGACACUUGUGUCAUCUCCAAACCUGAACAAUCUAACACAUUCUUCUCUUUUCACUGCAGAUUUUACGCCGGGCUGACAAGAAUGGUGAGUAAGCUAAAGAAGCUGCUAAUGAGAUGAUACGGCUAAUUAAAACUCAAUUAAAACUCUUUAAAGGAGUGGUUGCACACUAAAUUAGGAUGCAUCAGUGGAAAUACAGAGCACAGCUUUGAUGGAUCUGUUUAGACAGGCGGCCUGUUAUGGCUGUGGGGAGAUUUAUGUGACCCUGAUGAAACUUUCUGAUGUCUCUCUGCUGUUUGUGACAGAUCCAGGCAAAAAAAAAAAAGAUAUAAGUAAGCAAAGAUCAGUUGCAGGUGCAUCUCUGUUGACAUCUGAAUUGUUGAUUUGAACUAGUUGAAGCAGCAGGUGUAUCAUGUUACUUUCACUGGUAUACACUGAUAGAGCAUGUGUUUAUGUAGUUGUUUCUUGAUGUACAGUAAAUGUGUUCUCAGCAUUGGCUUGCUUUUGUUGCUUGUGAACACUUUUUAAACCCCCAAAUGGUGAAAACUCUCUUGAGGCUUGAACUUCAUAUUUACUUCACUACCCCUGCAGACAUGUCAUGAUUAUAUUUCAUUAAUGUGUUACAAUGUAGAAUUUAAAUCCUCUUUUUUACUUCAAAGGAUUCCCUCUCCUCAGUAUCUCCCGGGGAAACACAAAUCAUAGAGCUCUGCAUAAAAAACUGCACUGACAAACAGGAAAUGUUUCCGCUGUUAAUUUUUUAUUCAUGAAUUGCAUCUCCUCUUAAUGGACUGCAAAAUGCAAAAAAGCCAGGAGAUGAAUCCAUGUAGCAUGUGUACAAACUCUGAUCAGUUUCCUCAGGAGGGUGGUGGAUGUGUUAUGUAAGAGCAGGAUUAAUGAUGCAACAUGUGCCGCCAUGAGCAGGGGUUGUCUGGGGUGCCUCGUGGCUCUUACCGAGAUAUUUAGGUACCAAAAAACCCCUCUUGCGAUUGUGAAUAAUGAAAGAGCCCUGGGAAUGUGCUUUUUCUUUGUGGCUGUUGUGAAGAAACUGGAGGAGGUAAAAGGAAGGGUGGGUGGUUUUUAUCAUUUCAAGUCUUGUUUGAGAUGAUUAUUCUGUGAAUUAAUGGAAAAACAAAGUGUCUAAGAGCACAGCAGGGGUGUGACGUUCUGAUGGAAAUAGAUGUUGACUGUCUUGCAGUUUAGUUUUCAUAUUCAGUUUUUGUGACGUCUACGUCUUGUGCUCCACUUUUCCUCUUGCUGCCCUCCAGUACUCACACCAAGCUUUCAUUUUUCACUCUUUGAAAUGGGAGGGAAUAGAAAAGGGGUGAAAAAACUCUGUCACUUGUUUGUUGUGGUAGUUAUCUUCAGUAUGCAGCCGAGCUCUGCUCGCUUCUUGUCUUCACGAACUUACUGAAUCGUGCACCCGAGAGGGAAAGUGCCUCCUACCAAUCAGCACUGAGUGGGCUGCCAUGAUCCGCCUCGAGCACUGCGGAUUUACCACAUAAUGAGGGCUGGCUACCAACCCACUACACUCCCAUUCCUCUGCGCUAUUGUGAUACUGAAGCAUAAGACAAUUGCACAUUUUUUAGAAGAUGAUUGCAGGAUCCAGGAAAAAAGAACUGUGUCAACAGGAAAAGCUGAAUCUUUGUCACAAGCCUGGAUUUGUAGUUCAAUUUGUUUGCCCCUUGACUCACCAGCUCAAUUCUCCUUAUAGAACACAGGCCCUUUUAUUGUAGUUGCUCCCAAAUGAUUUCUGAUUCUUGUAUGACUUUUGUUAAUGGAAACAGUUUCCAUUCACAAGUGCAUGUUGUGGUUUUGUGUUUUCUAUUCAAACACUGAUGGGAAAAAUCACAGUGAGCUUUCCGCCUCAGGUAUUUUUUAAUUAAAGCUGCAUUCAGCGCUGUAGCAGAAUCCUCACAGGAUGCAGGGAUGUGAAAAAGAGCUGCAGCUCAUUCUUGAAGUAAAGGAGCAGAAGCAGAGAUCUGGCUGUUAUUUAGCAUGCUGGCUGACUGUUUAAAGAAGAGUAGUUACAUCAGUAAUUCCUGAAAUAAAAAAACAACAUAUCCAUAUGAUAACUUUUGCUUCAAUUUUGAAACUAACUUCACAUUUUUUGUCAUUUAAAAAAGAUAAAAGUUCAGAUACUGUACAUCUCUCUCCACUGUUUCCCUUUCAGUUGAGUUCACUGUUGUCUCUGUGUGCUCCUCAAUCUUUUGUUAGCUGUACUAUUAUCAAGAAUUGCUCUCUGUUGGGCUUUAUGAAUUAUUGCUGCUGCUUAGGUCUAAGCACUAUCAGCUUUAGUAUCCCCUGGAGGAAAACUGUUCUUGGACAGAUACAAGCUUCAGAAUAGGGAGAGAUUUUCAUUCAGGUCACUGUUGCACUUAUAUUUACAGAGACAAUUACAGCGAGUAAGGAGCCUCACCUUUGCAAAAAGAUACAGAUUUAUCAUCAGCGUGCUGCACUUUAAAUUCUCCUGCAGAAGUGUGGUAUUGACAGUUGUUAGUCAAAUAGCCUGUGGUUCAGUUGUGGCAAGUCGUGCUUGUUAGUUUCUAAUGUGUUAGAAACGAAUUGUAUGUGCAGCUUUUUUUCUUUACUGAACAGAACGUGUCAUAUUUAUUUGAUGAAUAGCUAAAAUGAUUAAUCUAUAAACCUUCAAACAUGCACAAUAAAAAAAGCCUGCUGGUCUCAACCUUUAAUAUGAAGUUCAUGAGCUCUUCUUAAUUCCCUAUAACUUAAUUCCCGAUAACUCUUCCCUAUAACAACAUUCAUGUUUAACAGGGCCAUGGCUUUUGAAAAUUUUAGACAUCAAAACAUUGUUCUGGCAAGAUUUUUAAAAAAAGCAUGAGUCAAAUUGUCUAUAAGCAGAAGCUCAACCAGUUUAACGUAAGUCUUUGAGAAACGCUGACAUUUGAAACCAUCUGAGCUUCACUCAGGCGUCCAAUUGGGUGUGAAUCUUCACCAAAGCAGUUUAGAUAGAGAGAGAGAGGGCCAGAGAGUGAGUCAGAGGAGCAACAGAUCGUGUUUACUCCCACAUCAUGUGAAAAGACGAAUUUCUCAGCAAAGUUUGAGAAAGGACUUCAAAUUCUGUCGCCUCAAAUAGCUUUAUCUUCCAGCUCAGGUUUCACAAGGUUAAGACAGAACAAAUGUUCACAAAUACAGAUUUUCAACUUAAAGCAACAGUGGGUGAGACUAAGAUUGAUUUAUGCGCAAGUUGAUGAGAGAUUAUUAAGUAUUCCUCUUUCAUUUUUUUCUAUUUUCCCCAUUUCAAAUUAAGGUGUUAGAGAGGAAUCAGGUCAUAUUUUACUUAUCCACCCUGUUGCUCUAGCAUUUUUGCUCAUAGUCCCAGAGCCCUCUAAUCAAAUAGAUCUUCAGUGGUCCUCUGUGGUCCUUUUACAUGAUUUUUAUUCAAUGUAAAUUCCCCUGAAGUCAACUCUCAAGCUUUGUCUAAUCAUUAGUUAAAAAGUGAACAGCAUAAACAUGGAAAACCUUUCACUUUGAUGAAAUAUUAUGAGGUAAACACAGACUAAAAACUGCUUCAAUCCAAAUGAAAUCUGUUCAUGAAAUUUGGCUCACAAGAGUUUAUUGCAAAUGCAUCACGUACAGAUUCUGUGUGAGCUGGCAAUAAGUCAAAAAAAAGUUCUUCUUCACUAGCGAAGAUAUGAUUUCCUGUUGGCUCAGGCCUGUUAGUCUGAGCUCUAUUGCCUGGCAGGGAUUUCAGAGUCGAGUCUCAAAAGGUUUUAGUGCUUACAGAGCAAAGCUGGUGAGAUGGAGGUGAAAUCUCAUUAUCAUCUAGAGUUUGUGUGAUAUUGAGCUCUACUCUGACUAUCCAAAGUAGCCCUCAGUCUUCUUCCUCUUAUUUCCUCUGGGCCUUGAAUGCCUCACAUUGUGUAGCCCUGAAGCUGCUGAUCAGAGGCUAAAUGCUAACCCUUACCAGACAUUUGUUUUGUGUUUAUCCUCUGCACUGUUGUUAAGUAUACACUGGUAUAAGAUUGGUUGCUGUGGAACUUGUCUUUAUGUGGUUGUUCCGUGUAUUUAGGAAAAGGAGAAGUUAAUUGAAACAGAAAUAGUAACAUUGGCUCUAUUAUUUUUCCAAGGUUUAAGUGGAAAGUGCAAAAGAGAAGCAAUAAAACCUCAGAGAGUAGAAUGUGAGAAAGGUUAAUUAUUAUUCAAGGAGCCAAAACCAGAUUCGACCAAUAAUUGAUUGUUUGUUGCAGUAAUGGAGUAAGAUAGGAAAGACUUCUCUUAAAGGUUUUACUUUCACAGCUAACAAGCGCACAUUUUCAGUCUGUGUUAUCUGAUUCAAAGCUGUCGUUCAUAGCUUUUAGGGACAUACAUUCACUGUUUUGGAUCUAAAUAGGCUUGUUUUAGGAUUUUAAAUGAUGGACAACUUUUCAUCAAGGUGAUAGAACACCCCAGAGUUUAGUGAGGUGUGAUUUUCACAGCUUUGCUCCCCCUUGCAGAUGACGGGAAGCUGUCCCUGGAGGAGUUCCAGUCAUACUUCACUGAUGGUAUCCUCACUGACGAGCAGAUGCAGGAGCUGUAUUACUCCAUCGACAGACAGCAGACAGAGUAAGCUCAUCUUUCCCCUGGAAGUCCUCCAAAUCUGCUGCCAUCUGCAGCCCCUCCUGCUCUCCUGCUGCCUGCAGUGAGACAUCACCACCUCACUUCGCUGAAGAGAACGUCAAUACCACACAGAGAGCUUUAAUUUCUGCUAUGACGUCCCAGAGUUUGCAUGACUCCGUGUGCACACACACUGUCAAGUACAAAUAACAUUUUGAAGUGUGUAAAUGUUUGUGCCACCGGCAGAGACAGAAAUAGCCACUGAAAUGACAAAAAGAUUAGACUGUUUGCAAAGUGCUGGUAUAAAUAUUCCCAUCUUUUAUGUAACAUGUUUUUCCGUUGUUUUCCCCUUGCCUAUCAGCAACCUGGACAUAGACAAACUCUCAGGUAAUCAGAGGUCAUUCCUGCUUGUUUUCAGUGGGUUUAAACCUUACCUUGUAAGAUCCUGUUGCAUGUGUCACAAAACCUUGACGUUUAUGGUUUUAUUUGUUUCUACUGCUCCAGUCCCAGGGGCUGAAGUUUUUGGCUCACCACUAAUAGGUGCUCUGAUCAGUUUAUAUUAAAAAUACUUAACAAAUCCUUUUCUCCUCCAGCAUACUUCAGUCCACAUCUGGGAGAAUAUGUCAAUGUCCUCUCUGCUCUGGAGAAGCUGAACGUUGCCAUUUUGGAGGCCAUGGAUAAAACUAAAGAGGUGAGGCUCCUAACAUGUCUGCACUGUGCUGAAUUUUGCAUGUCGAGAUAUCGUGUAAUUGUGACAACAAAAAGACCAUCAUCCAUUCCAACAGCUUUGGGGACAUUUGUAAGAAUCCUUCAUGCCUCUGAGUGUUCAGACAGACUUUUUUGUUUGUGCCUCGGCUGUCAGUCUAAAACCCUCCGAGAGGUCUUUGAGAUCACUCUGCUGUGACGGUGAGGGAGAAAAGAAAGAGAGAGAGAACUGUACAGCUGACUGAUUCUGCCUGCUGUACUUGCUCUGUCUCUUUCAGUCUUUUCGCUAACAACACAUUUCCAGACAUCAGCUCAAUGAACCUCACUCAGACCUCUCCUGAUUGGCUGUAAAGCUGUGACCAUACAAAGACUUGAUUAUCUGUUUGUUAGUUUUUUUCAGUAUCGUAAUGUUGUAAACCUUAAAACGUGUCCGAAUAGUAAAUACAAAUAUUUUUCACAAGCCCAGGGUGACAGCUUCACACUGUUUGAUUAGUCUGGGGCUGGGCAACAUUCAACCUAUGCAGCCAUGCCAGCGGCUCUGUGAAUACUGAAGUCGUUAACUCUAAUGCAGCUGUACCAUGCUUACCAUGUUAGUUUAACAUGUUGAUGUUUCUGUUAUAAAUUAUACAAACUUAUUGUGAUAAAAGUUUAAGUCAUGACCAUGAAAACCUAAUUUUUUGGCUAUCCAUUUAACAGACUGGACAGUCAAACAGAGCAAAAAAUGGAUUCAUCAUUAUGGCAAUACAAAUAUGUGUGUAAUGGUAACACUACUGAAAGUAAAAGAGAGGUAACAGGCUGGUAAUCGUUUCCAUCAAGAUUUGUUGCUGCGACUACUAUAGCUGAUUUAAAAGAAACACAAACCAAGUAGCUUAUGGAAAUGAAAAGAACAAAAACCCUUACAUUUAAGAAAUUGGGACCAAGUUAUCUAUUUUUAUUGUUGGUCUGUUGCCAAAUCAAACAAAAGAAAAGGCAAGUUUGAACACUCAAGCUGAGCACUGAAUCAAAUUCUGUUCAACAGAAAAACGCUAUUUUUUUUCCAGUAACCACAGGCUCUGUAACUUUUCAAAUACAUGAAUAAUUUAAUAUGUACUUUCAAUCAUGAACCAUGAAAAAGAUUGCCCCUAUUGCAUAUUGCAUGUUAUUACUGUUUUAAAGCUGCCAAUUUUUUUAUCAGGUGAAGAAGUAGUCUGAAACUAGAAUUGAUUAUUUUUAUGACACAAAAGCAAAGAAGACCAUAAACACAGGGAGACUACUUUUAUAUUGUUAUCUUCACAUCUACAACUACUACAUAGGGGGCAGGUGUCAGGAGAAGUGCAUUUGUGCAGCUGUCAAAAACACUUUUUUUCUCCAACUGCAAGUGUUCUGAAUGAGUGAUAAACCUGACUGAUAAAGAAAGCACGAUGAGAUUUUCCCACAGGGCCCCCAAAAAUAAACUCACACCAAAAGCUCCUCACAAGAGCUUUAACUUAGGCUUACAUUUUUUUCCCUUAAAACAGUGUCGGAUAAUGAGCAUAGUGAGAUGUCAACACCAAUGUUGCAUACCGUUGGUAUUCCCUUUAAAUUUAGGAGAGAUCAUAGUGCUCGACUCAGAGGGUGAAUUCUCUUACAUGUGUUUCCAGCUAAUUUGACAGAGAAUGUCAUCCAAUCAUCAGCUUUGAAGAACUGUGAAACCUGCUAAUUAGAGCGUUAUGAAAUCCUGUUAUGAAGCCUGGUUGAGCAGAGCCGUGUACUGUAUAAUCCACAAGAUGCAGAGAGGAUUAAAGUGUCUGGCCUUGAUAUACAGGCCUGAAUAAUCAGGCAAACACCCAAGAGAUCAACAUGAACAAACCUCCACUCAGAAAUCUAUGGCUCAGAUCACUUUUUAUCGAUCUCACCUACCUUAGGAUCCAUGUAGAGCCAUCUGGUGAGUAUUUAGACGAUUUGCUGAAGAUAGAGACUCAGGUAUGGAUUUUAAAUCCAGAUGAAUGAGGAUGCAGACUCACGAUAAAGUUGUUUUCUGCAGUAUGCAGUGACUGCAUAGCAGGAAGUGGGUGUAACUGAUGAUAUUAAAAGAUAGGACAUAGGGUAAUAGUAGAGCGUGGCUGACAGUAACUGAGGCUGGCAAACCUCCCAGUCGUCAGACUCAACUCACGUCAUGUCCUCCACCCAAAUGCACCACAAACACGCAGCCAUUUUUUCAGCUGCCUCAACCUCCUUCUCUUUUUUCUCAUCUUUUCUGUUCCUUUUCCAAUAUCAAGAUACUCUCUUUCCCUCAUUUACUUUGUUUCUGUCUACAUCCAUCUUCUAUUCUUUGUAAUCUAGUCCAGCUCUUCUCUCCUCAAUCAAUCAAUCAAUCAAAUUUUAUUUAUAUAGCGCCAAUUCACAACAGUCGUCAUCUCAAGACGCUUUUCAAGGAACAAGAGCAGGUCAGGACCGCGCUCAUUGUUUGAUGAUCAAGAACCAACCUAAGAUGGGUUUUGGCCCAUCUCAACUAACAUGAGUAGCAGUGGCAAGGAAAAACUUCCUUUUAACAGGCAGAAACCUUGGGCAGGACCAGACUCAUGCUAGACAGCCACCAUGCCGCUGCUGGGUUGGGGUGGAAUGUAGAGAGAAGAGGGGAGAGGAGGAGAGGACAGGGGAAGGGAGAGAGACAGCAAGAUAGGGGAAAGGCGAGAGAGAAUUAGUACGGAGAGGGAGGGGGAGGGAGAGAGAGUAGGGAAUGAGGGUGAGAGAGAGACAGGAGGCAGCAGGAACAACAGCAACAACGACAACAGCUCAUGUAAUGGUGAAACAAAAGACGUUCAGUUUACAGGUUUAGGAUAUGAGUGAUAAUGGACAAUGUUGAAUUAAUUGAGUGUGAUUACAGUUAGCAGGCUUAAUCGUAGUCAGUUCUAUUUUGUAUGUCAAUAAUGACAGUGAGGCUGAUGUUCAUGUCUGCAGUAACAGUAACAGCAACAGUCCAGAGGAAUCAGAGAGAACAAGGAGCUCGGGGGGGGGGGGGGGGUCCACGGAGCCAAAGAGAUGGAGGAGCUCAGGGCCCAGGAUGGAUGCAGCUGGGGUCAGGCAGUUCCGCAGCAGACCGUUUGCAGCAUUAGUCCAGUGGCAGCUAAAAGACUCAGAGACACUCAGAGAGACAGAAAACUGGUCAGUGACUUAUAUGGGACAUAAAGAUCUAAAGAGGAGAUAGAGACAGACUCUAGCUCAGUGUGCCAGAUAGCCCCGGCAGUCUAGGCCUAUAGCAGCAUAACUAAGAGCUGGUUCAAAUCAGCCCUGACUAUAGGCUUUAUCAAAGAGGAACGUUUUAAGUCUACUCUUGAAAGUUGAGAGUGUGUCUGCCCCCCGAACCUCGAGCGGUAAAUGAUUCCAGAGGAGAGGUGCCUGGUAGCUGAAAGCUCUUCCUCCAACACUACUUGUAGAGACAUUUGGUACAACGAGCAGACCUGCAGACUGUGAGCGUAACGGUCUAGAUGGAAAGUACGGUAUAACUAGCUCGUCGAGAUAUGAUGGCGCCUGGCCAUUAAGCGCUUUAUAUGUCACAAGGAGGAUUUUAAACUCAAUUCUAUAUUUAAUAGGGAGCCAGUGAAGAGAGGCUAAAACAGGGGAGAUGUGCUCCCUUCUACUAGUUCUAGUCAAUACCCGAGCUGCUGCAUUUUGGACCAGCUGAAGAGUCCUUAAUGACUUACUAGAGCAGCCUGAUAGGAGAGAAUUACAGUAAUCCAGCCUAGAGGUAACAAAGGCAUGGACUAGUUUUUCUGCAUCGCUCUGAGACAAUAUGCGUCUAAUUUUUGAGAUAUUGCGCAGGUGGAAAAAGGCUGUCCUAGAAAUUUGUUGAAUGUGGGAGCUAAAAGAUAAAUCCUGAUCAAAUACAACUCCUAGAUUACGCACAGUGGGGUUGGAUGCCAGGCUGAUACCAUCAAAUGUAGCUAAAUUACUAGAGAACGCCUCUCUAAGGUGUUUAGGACCGAGGACCAGAACUUCAGUUUUGUCUGAGUUGAGCAUUAGAAAGUUAUUGGUCAUCCAGGAUUUUAUAUCUUUGAGGCAGGCUUCUAACCUGGCAACCUGGCCUGCUUCCUCUGGCUUUAUGGAUAGGUAUAGCUGGGUGUCAUCUGCAUAACAGUGGAAAUUAAUCGAAUACUUCCUCAUAAUUUUACCCAGCGGAAUCAUAUACAGGGUGAAGAGGAUUGGACCGAGCACUGACCCUUGCGGCACACCGUAGCAGACUUUGGUGUGUGCAGAGGAUUUAUUAUUUACAUUGACAAACUGGGAUCGAUCUGUUAGGUACGAUUUAAACCAGGAGAGAGCUGAUCCUGCUAUGCCUAUAGAUUGUUCUAGUCUCUGAAGCAGGAUGGAGUGGUCAAUUGUGUCAAAUGCUGCACUAAGAUCUAACAGGACUAGAACAGAGAGAAAACCAUUGUCUGAGGCCAUGAGUAGGUCAUUUGACACCUUUAGCAGAGCAGUCUCUGUGCUGUGAUGGGUUCUAAACCCAGACUGGAAAUCCUCUAAUAAACCAUUGUUAUGGAGAAAAUCACAGAGUUGAUUCGCAACAACUUUCUCUAGGAUUUUAGAAAUAAAAGGAAGGUUGGAUAUUGGUCUAUAGUUAGCUAGGGAGCUUGAGUCUAGAGUAGGUUUUUUAAGGAGAGGCUUAAUCAAUGCAGUCUUGAAAGACUGGGGAACAUAUCCUGUUAAUAAAGACGUGUUAAUCAUUUUGAGCAGGGACGUACUAAUCAAAGGAAGAGUUUCCUUCAGCAAUUUAGAUGGAAUUGGGUCUAAGAGACACGUCGAUGGUUUGGCUGCUAGCACCACUGACUUUAACUCAGGAAGGUCAAUAGGUACAAAAUUACUAAGGUGCACCAGAGGCCUUAGGGGCUCCUCAACAUUUUUAGGGUUAUCUGAGAGAGAGACACUUGAUGGAGUCAAUAGGUUACUAAUUUUACCUCUUAUUUUUAAGAUUUUAUCAUUGAAGAAGCUCAGGAAGUCAUUGCUGCUAAGGGCUAAUGGGAUACAUGGUUCAGUGGUGCUCGGACAGUCUGUCAGCCUGGCUACAGUGCUGAAGAGAUAUCUGGGGUUAUUCUUAUUUUUCUCAAUAAGAGACGAGUAGUAGGUUGUCCGAGCAAGUCGUAGGGCUUUCUUAUAUUUAUCGAGACAUUCCUGCCAGAGAAAACGAGCUUCAGCUGUUUUGGAGGAGCGCCAAAUCCUUUCACAUUUUCUUAAUAACUGUUUCAGCUCACGGGUUUCAGCAUUAUACCACGGGGCUAGCCUCUCGCGUGUAAUAGUUUUCUGUCGAAGAGGGGCAACUGAGUCUAGAACUGAUCGCAGUGUGCCUGAGGUAUCAUCAACAAACUGGUCGAGUUGCAAGGGACUGAUGUUUAAAUAUGAGCUAUCAGUAAAGUUUUUCUCAACUACAGAAUUUAGAGCAGACGGAAUUACCUCCUUGAACUUAGUAACAGCAUUUUCAGACAACCUUCUAGUUAGCACGAAUUUGUUGUGAGGAGAGUAACCUGAAAGCACAAAUUCAAAAGUUACUAGACAGUGAUCUGAUAAUAGAGGAUUUAAUGAGCUGACUAACAGGGCAUCAGUUUCGAGGCCAUAAGCCAGGACGAGAUCGAGAGUGUGGUUAAAGCAGUGCGUAGGUCUAUGUACACACUGUGUAAACCCAAUUGAAUCUAGCAAGGACCGAAAAGAAAUGCUUAGGCUAUCAUUUUCCACAUCUAUGUGAAUAUUAAAGUCACCGACGACGAUGACUUUAUCUGCGAGAAGGACUAAUUCGGAUAGGAACUCUGAGAACUCUGACAAAAACUCAGAGUAUGGGCUCGGAGGGCGGUAAACUAUAGCAAAUACCAGUGGUCUCAUGGACUUUGAGGCUGGGUGCUCUCCUUGUCCUUUUCCCCUUCUCUCAAGGAUCCUUUCUUUCCGACAGAUUAUACAAUUUUUAUGUUACUCUUAGACAAAGGUUUUUUUUGCCCUAAAGCACAGAUUCACUUUUUUUUCCAUCCUGAGAACAAUUCUUUAAUUCCUGUUGUGAUGCAAAACACAACAGUGGCCCUGCAUCAAUUCUAAAUGGGAAAUUCAAUAAACAGAAGUAAACAGAUCAUAUCUGCAGUGCUGUUAGAGCUCCCUUGUCUUUGUCUUGAACAUUACAGGGAGGAGAAUUUAAGGAACGAUCUGAGGUUUAUUACUCAUGUUGUGCAGCAUCUCUUCUCACAGUGAUAAGGGUUCUGACAAGCUCUGAAAUAAUAUUUCUACCCUCCUCCUGUCAUUUUUCAUGAACUCUGUUUCACUGCAGCACAGUGUGCUGGAUAGUGUGACUGGCUUCAUUAUCCACAAAAACAUAACAAGCAAAUAAACAGUGGCCACAGCACUGACACUGGACAAAAGGUCCCUGCAAACAGGCACCAGUCCUCCAUGCAUUAUCAUAACACCACUCUCAUGUUAGUGAAGUACACCAUCAUCACUGCUGUGAGCUUUGCAUUAAUCAGCUCUUUCACUUAUGUGCAUAGUAGCAUGUUCACACCAUGCAUGCUUUUAGCAGGAGAUGGUGUUAUUCCAUUUGGCUCCUCUGAAUAAAGAAGUGCAAUCAGAGGCUGCAGAAGCUGUAACAGAUUAUUAAAGCUCUCAUUCUACUUCAACAAGGGGAGUAAGGAUGUAAUAUUGCCAAAUCAUAAACAACCUCAAAAUAGAACAUUAUAAGAAGAUGAUAGAUCAUCUGAGCAUCAGUAAUUUCAUGCUCAGAAAGCUGAACUCACAAUUGAUUUGCAGCUUUUCCACUUAGUGAUUUCAGUGUUAGAUUAACAGCCCAGAAGCUCCAGAGACGUGAGAACCAGCAUUAUGUUAAUCAGUUUUUGAACAAAUGAUCUAAAACAUUAUCAUUUUCUUUUCCUGUGACUGAAAGGGGAAUGAGAGGUGUUUUAUUUCAGGUUUUUCAAGGAGGAUUUUUCUGAUCAACUUCCUGUCUGAAACUGAAAAACAGGGGAGUAGGAUUUGGCUGGUGAAUUUUAAUACCAAAGAGUUUUAGUUUUUCAGUUAACUCCUUAACACAAGGCUAUUACUGGACAAGUUAUUAAACAUUACUGCCUUUUCUGAUUUAAGGUACAUGAAAACCUUCUGGCAUUAUUUUCUUGCCUCACAAUUAGAGUAGCUGAGCUUAAAAAAAUAUAUUAUGGUUGCAAAGUCCGUUCAUCUACUCCUGAGAAAUAAUUUUCUUGGACGUUUAUGUAUUAUUUCCUUUUCUUUCUUUGCCCAUGCAGGAGUAUCAGGGCUCAUCAGUGCUGGGUCAGUUUGUGACCCGCUUCUUACUGAGGGAGACCUCCACCCAGCUGCAGUCCCUUCAGUCUUCUCUGGAUUGCGCUAUGGAGGCUGUUCAUGACCAGGGCUGCACAGUGAGGAGAGUAAUAAAGAAGCCAGAGGAUCUGCCCAUCCAGAGGGUGGCCAAACGCCCCAGCCGGCGCAUCCAGAAGAACAUGUGUCUGUCCCCUACUGACCCCUACUCUGGCAUGCUCACCACAGGUACUACACAAUAGAGACAAAAUACUUAAGGGUCAUGUGAUGAUGCCAGAAAUAAGACUCCGUAAUUGAAUUCUGGAGGGCAUGUUGCUGCUGUCUGGCUCAGGAGGAAGCUGACAGCUGGUCAUCUAAAAAAUCCUGAUUGAUUUGGGAAUUGAUUGAUUUUUUUUGUCCCCCAAGGAGCAAGUCGAUUAUUAAAACUCCACCAAUCUGCAUUCUUUAAAAUUUGAAGGCUAUUCAGACGUUUUUGUAAUGGUGUGCUGAUGUUGGCUUUACUUUUUCUUGGGUCAGGGGUCAGCGUAGAGCCGGACAACCACUGGGGCUCCCAGAUCAACCAGCUGGAGGAGCUUAUAGAUAAACUGGAGUGUGAGGUUUGUAUUAAAUCAAACGUUUAUACUUACAACCCCAAUUCCUAAUCUCUUCUCCACAGCACAGUAUUAGAUGAUUUGCAACUCAAAAGUUAUACUAAUCUUACAUUUGAAAAGACAGGAGUUGUAUCCAAAGGAUGUGCCAUAAACAUACAGAGCCUGGAAGACAAUUAGAGCCUGAUCUACUAAAGGUUUGCGUGUGCAAAAACACAUGCAAACCUGAUCUACUAAGCGGGUGUACCAAGGAUUGCAUUUGUCAAAUGAGCGAAACACGACGCAAACGAUUUAGCAUGUUUGCCUUCAUGAAUAUAUAGAAUGUAUGUAGAUCAUCAGAUCUUGCAAAAUUCUGGGAGGAGCAGAUGCAAAUAGAAUCAUUUAGCACUCGCAAUGGGAUUUAUCAAAUCCAUAAACCGAUUGCGGUUGCUGUUUUGUGUCUAUAUUUAGCAAGUUGGAAAGGCAAGUACAAACUGGCACAGCAUUACGCACGGUCAUUGUGGGGAGAAGGAGGCAGAAGUGCAAUGAUAGACAAUGGAGAGUGACAGUCUUCUCUGUGUGUGUGUCAACAUGUUUGGCCUCCCAGAAUAUAAUAGAGUAAUAGUAACAGUAAUGCCAUUUUUGAGUUGCAGGGUGACCCAAGGGCUGCUUUGGAGACAGUAACAAAAAUGAUCCAUGCCAUAUCAUUGAAAAACUCUUUGUAACAUUGCAUUUUCCUGCAUCUGACGUUUUUGUAAAUAAUAAGGUCAAACACGGAACACAAGAAAGAAUUAAAUGUCUGUUUUAUUGGCUCUAAAUUGUUUGAAUCCCUUUUUUUAAUUCCAAAUAUGUUUAUUUUCAUCUGUAAAGCACUUUGAAUUGCCUUGUGUAUAAACGGUGCUAUACAAAUAAACUUGCCUUGCUUGCCUUUUAUGCAGUUCCCCAAAACGAUAUGUGCAACUCCAUGGCUUCAAACUUUAUUUUUCAUCAAUGAUAAGUCUGCCCUUACAAACUCUCCACAGUGACAGCCGAUAGCGCACACAAAAUCACAUUUAAAGAGGGUGGUCUGCACCCAUAGUAGACCAAUGCAAUGAUUGUAGAUCACCCCCAACACGCCCACUAAUAGCAUGUGUAAUUUUUUAGUUUGCACACACAGUUUAGCGUUCGCUAUCUGGGAUCUUCGUAGAUCAGGCCCUUAAUGUGUUUUCAGACACAAAGUUUGCUCUGGGUUCAGGAUCCAACAUAGUGUUGAAGGGGAGGAUGAUCCGUGCAAAGAGGGUGUGUUUGUAUGUGUGUAGACAGGACAUUGAGAGAAAAGUUGCAGCUCGCUGUUUAGAAACAUCAAAGAGAUUUUGAUGUAGAACUGACUUAUAGAUAAGACCUGUGAUAAGAGAUGUUGUUCAGAGAUGUUUGGAUGUGCUAUUAGAAAAAUAAAGCCAAUAUUUUUGCUGGAGAUAUGAUGAAGGGCAAAAAUAGCUCAAGUGUGCGAUUGAGGGGAUUUAUUUCAGAUUUCAUGUUUGCAAACAUCAAAAAUUUUAAAGCUUCAACCAGAAAUAAAGACGAUGCCAAUGUUGAGUCCCUGUUCUGCAUAGAUAAUGUCAUCUGGCUAAUAUAUUAAUAAUUACAUUUCUUAUCUCUGCAAUGCAGACGGGAGUUUGUACAAAUACAUCGGCCUUUGCUGAUGCAUUGUAACAAAGUGUAACUAGAGGCUGCACUUAACCAGAUUCCUAUAAACCUUUUCUACAGCUAAAUCUUGUCCAGCUGAUUGCUUACUGAAAAAAUUGUGUGCCCAUUUUCAGAGCCCACACCUUGAACCUCUUAAAGAGGACACAUUGGCAGGGACGUAUAAAUCGGUGAGUCCAAGUGUAAUCAAAGGUGAAUGUGCAGGAUCAAACACAAAGUCAUACAUCAUACAUUAAGUUUCGGUGUCCAUUUGUCAAAUACUUUGGAAAAGCUGGGUGUAACGUUGUUUGAAUCCAGCAAUGAUCUGUUUUCUCUUCCCUCUGUAGAACAUUCUUCUGGUCCAGAGGCAAAUGUCAGUGAAGGAGAGGGAUGUGGAGCAGUUUCAACAAGCUCUCAAAAUCUACACAGAUGCCACCUGCAGCGAGCUAGACAACCUGCAGUACGUCCUUUGUCUGCCUUUGACUUCACUUGUCUCUGGAUUCCCCUGUGACUUAGUGUAGCUGCUUGGAUUUCCAAAACAUAUCAAAUAACCUCACCGCCCUUCUCCUCCUCUCUCUCUGUUUUCUUUCUGAAGUGUUUCAGUCCAGAACUUGCCAGACAGAUCAUGCUUCAUCAUGUAUGAAUUUUGGCAGGACCGUCUCUCCUGGAUGAGGUAGGAUCAGAGGAGCUUCACAGCACCUAAGACAGGGAAAUAAGUGCUGAAAUUUUUACUGCUGAACCAAACACCAAGCUGCUCACAGGCUCUCUUUGAAGUUUUAUUGCUCUCCUGAGAAGUGAAUGGCAGCCUCAUGCUUUUCAUCUCUCUCUCUCCUCCCAGCUACCUGCAGUCAUCCAUCAGUAAGACCUUCCAGCGAUGCAUUAUUGACACGCUGGAAGAACCUGAGAUGGUCUCCACUAUGCUCCUCCCAGGUACAAACCAGACAGCAGACAUUUAUAGAGGUGUUUGUCUGAGUGAAAAACUGGCUUUGCUAUUUUCAGGUUUGAUAUCCAGAGUAAUCACAAGUGUCAUAUAUCAUAUUCUUUACUUUACACCAGUGACUUACUUAACUACAGUCAGCCAGUUUUUUCUUUCACUUAUUUCAGUAAAUCAUCUCAAAGAGACCCACUUAUCGUGCACAUUAUAUGAGCACUUGCCACUGCUUUUUGUCUAUACGAUCGUAAUGAAGAUGUCAGUCUUAGCCUGUGGGAAUGUGCACUGUGUAUAAAAUUCUUAUUUUGCUACAGCAGGAGUAAUAAAACGUCCAAGUGUCUUUGUCUAAGUUUUAAUUGUGUAAGAAGGGGCAACAAUACAGAGUACCUGCAGAGAAGCUCAGCUCACAGAGAGUCUUUGUACCUGAAAUUCACAAAAGGAGGGGUGAGACUCCCAUAGAGGAUGAAUCUGUACAGAAACAGUAGCCUACUGAAAGGAGCAAGAUACAUAGGGUUCACAUCAGGUUCACCUUGCUCUGCAAACUCAAAACAGUUGCAUAAUCACUUUUGUUGACAUGCCCAAUUCUCCUUUGCAAUUAUUCAGUAAUAAUUUAGCUAAAAUAGCGAUAAUAUAAUGUAUGAUAUAGCAUAAUAAGAGAAUUCUGUGUUUAUCAUAAAAAGUGGCACUACAGUGUCUCAGUAGCCAUCAUAUUUGGCCCUUGUUGCCAUAUUUUUCUUCUAGCUUGUUAUUUUUGUCUUUUCGUGGAUAGCCUUUCCCUUUUGACAAAAACUCAGAUACUGCAGGCUCUAUGUAUGAGACAUGCUGUACAUAUUUAAACUAGGGAGGCCAUAACUUUUUUCAUGGCAAAUUAAAACAAAUUUAUACUCUAUUAUAUUCAUAUUGAUUAUUUGUUGUGCUUAGGUAGCAGUAAACACUAAUGCUUAUUUCUUGUGUCCUUUAACAGCCUCUUGGUGGAUUAUGAACAACAACUGACAGUGUGAAGCUGCUGCUGUUCCACACGGUAAAAAGAAAGAGGAAGAGGAGAUUUUAUGAUCAUUUUUAUCUUUGACUUUCUUUUAUAUCCACCUAUUCUUCAUGGCAUGAUUAGGAUUGUUUUGUGAAAAUUUGCUCUGAGGUUAUAAAAAAAGACGACUGCUUGGAAAGAUUACUAAACACAGCAAGCAAGUCAAAUCUUUGGAGGAAGAAUUGAGGUAUGCAAUAUUUUAUGGUGUGAUCAGGAUCUGUGUCAAGAUAAAUUUGACAGUAUUGGCACAUGAUUUCGUCUGAGCUGAUGGAAAAGUAUGUGCAUGGUUUGUUAUUUCUUCGUGCUAGUUUAUUUUGAACAGAGCUACAUUUUAGAAUAGAUUAAGUGUCAGUGAUACCACAAAAUAAAAACACAUGAGAGACACCUGAUCAGUCCAUCCUUCACUUUCAACAUUUUUUCUUGAGUACAGACAAAAACAGAAACAGUGCUAGGAUGAUCCUGCAUUUCUCCUUGUUCUCUCUGUGGUAUUGUGCUUUGUUGUCUCAUCCAAAGCUUUGCUACCCUGUGUCUUUUUUGUUGUUGAUGGGGCAGACCGUUGUGGGGCUUAGUUAUCAGGAAUAAUGGUCCCCAUCUAAUUUUAUUAUUUAUGUGUCACCCCUGCACUUUUAGAAAAAACAUGAAACAAGGACCUAGAUGUGAAACAAUAUUUAUUCUAGACUGUCUAUGGAAAAUAUAGUUAAGUGCUGUUGUAAUAAGCCAAAAGCUGCAUUGAAGUGCGAUAAGACAGCAGAGACACAGGUCACCAAAUCAAUCUGCAGUCUGUCUGUACUGUUACUCUAGAAAUUAAAUUCAAAAGCCAUUAUUUUACAUUUGUAGUGUGUAAUCAGAAGACAUAAAGAUAAAGCACACACAAAUAAAAGUUUCUAUUUUGAGUACAGAAAUAAAGUAGAAGUUGUAGUUUAGAGAGUGUGUCUAUGAAGAUUGUGUACAGUAGUUAAAGAGAGCUGUAAGUUGUAAGAAAUAGUGGUAGAACAAUGCUAGAUGUACAGUAUGAUACUUUAUUAAGAUUUGGUUUCUUUGGUAAUGAGAGGGAUGAAUGUGGUCACUCUUCCUUUGAGGUGUUUAUCGUUUCUUUUAUGAAGACUUAAUAGAUGUUAUGUGAUGCUAUGUUUGUUUUUAUUGGCAUGUAAUAAAGUUCACAACACAAAGUGAAGUAUUGUUUAUCCCCUUGCUUCAUUUAGUGUUUAUGAAAGUGAUCUAAGAAGAAACAUACAUUUUUGGGGGAAAAUAUGUCACAGUUAUGUCUCCGUUACAUUAACACUCAGAUUGGUGAGAACCCAGAACUACAGUGAUUACUCCUCAACAGAAAACACAUGCAUCAUUUAAAUAAAUAAUGACAGUUAGUAGGCACUGAUGUGAGAGCAGCCUGAGGAGCAGCUGUAUAUAGAACAGACACCGUCUGCCUCCUUGCUGGGUGAAGCCACCGCCAGAACAGCACCCUCUGUUGAUGGGCUGCAGUAUAGGUCAUAAGUCCCGCCUCCUCCAGCAAUUCCUAUGGAGCUGUGGACAAACUUUAGAAAUUUAAUACACAGAACAUACAUUUUUCUCUCCCCUGCUUGCGAUGUUGACAUGUAGUUACUGUAAGACUGGUUAGUGCUCAAGUCCUCUUUUUUCUGUACAGCUCCAUUUUUAAAAGUUAUUAGGGGGUUCAUGUUUUCUAUGAUUGACUCUUGAUACAACCUAUGGGUGUACCAAGAUUGCGUAGCUCUCCUGUGAGAGUAGAGUUGCUGUUUGAGCCGAGCAUCAUCACAGCGACUCUUCCGCCGAAUGCGUACAAUGAUACUGCAAAAGUAGUGGUUCCAUGAAGUGGAGAAAAUCCAGGAAAUACUGAGAGCAAUUCGGCUUCAAAUUCAUAUAAUGAUGGAGGGCUGUAUAUAUUAUGGAGUUGUACACAGUAUAUACAGUCUAUGGUUUCAACAAUUUUCAACCAUAUUGAAUUGCCACUGGGAAUUGCACAGGAAAUAACGUUCUUCUUAUUCUUAUUUCUGAUAGAAGAAGAUCCUCCUGCAAUCCAGACAACAUGCAUCUUUUAGUGACUAGUCACGUUAGAAGUUGUGACAUUGCAUUUUUAUAAAUUUGAGGGAGUGUCCCCUGCAAAGUAAUGAAAAAGGAGAGCUCAAUGUCAACAUUUCUCUUUAUAAUGAUGAAAAGUUUAGUUAUUUUUUUAUUCAUUUCAUAUGGAAGCUGUUAAAGAUCAAGAAUGCCUUAAAAAUAUUACCUAUAGUACUUGAGACUAUAUUUUUUAGCUGCUAUUACAUUUUUUUUUAGAUCAAAUUCAUUUUUAAAUCAAUAUUUUGUGUCUACUUAUUAAUGUUUUUAGUUGGUAGCUUGGUAAAUAAUAUUCCAUGAACAGGUAAUUAUGCAAACUGGUAUCCCUUGAGGGUGAGGCAGGCCAACAAUGCAUCCAUUAUAUAUCUGGCUUAAAGCUCCUGUAAGGAACGUUGGAUUUGUGUCCAUGAUUUGAUUUGUGCACACUUUGCUAAUUAUGUAAUUCAGCAGUGUGUUCUGACAAGGAAUGUUAUCCUGCUGACUUUUAACAAGUUUAUCAGUUAUUAUGAAUAUCUUAGGCAUACAAUGUAAAACCAGGACUGUUUCUUCAGCUGUUUGGCUGCCACCUGCCCCCUCACAUCAAUUUCAGACAUCAAAAACUACAAUAUGGAAUUGCUAAACUUGCUCUGAUGGUCUUGUUGGCUUUCAUGUAUCAUAAAGACAUUUCAAUCUGAAUUUUGGUCUAUUUCAUUAAUGCCAGAAAAACCCUCACUGGGACUUUAAAGUGGCCCACUGUCCUGGGCAGCCACCCAAUAAUGUGUUUGUAUUUAUUAGAAACAUGCCAGUCUCUCCGAACUGUCAGUAAAAUCUGAAGCCUUUUUUUUUUCAUUUAUUUUUUACUGGAUUUAAUUCCUGACAUAUACAAGUGCAGUAAAACUGCAGGUGUGCAAGCAAGAAAACAAGAAAAAAAGGAGGAAAUAGUUUUUCUUUCUCACCUGAAAAAGACUGACAGUUUGAAAUUCUUUGAAAAUAUGAGCCUGUGAUAUCAAAAGCUGAACCCUUGAAAGACAUCUUACAAACAAUGGAGCAAUUUCAAACCCACAAUGAGUUAAAUCCUGAGUGGCUAGCUUAUAUUCACCUUUCAAAUACUGCUUUGUAAGCUGAUUCCUUUUAUUUUUCAAACGGCUCUUACUGAGGCAGCUUUUACUCUUUUCAGUUAAAGGUUAACAUAUGAUUUACUUUCAUCCAAGAGGCACCCAAAACAAUGUAGCUUCACUGCUGAAAUUUCUAUACCUCACUCUUUACUCUUUAAGAAAAUUCUUGGACAUAAUAUGUAAUCCAUAUACAGAGUAACAUACAAGGAUUCCCUUUGAGUAAAAUGAUGAUAUUGUUAUGUUCUUAUGCUUAUUAUCCAUAAGCGGAUAUUCAUACUCUUAUGGAUAUUAGGCUAAUAAAAUGCUUUACCUCAUCUUACAGUAGCUUUAAGUCAGAUCAGCCUGAGCAAGAGGAUCAUGUAUGAAUUCUAUUUACAUGUGUCACAUGACUGAAAAAACAUAAAAAAGCCUGGAAGCAGAGUAUUUCUAUCUGCUUGCCCAGAGAAACCCACUCUUGUAGGUCCCUACAGAGUUAGAAUUGAACACUGUUGAAGCCACAGAAAUUGUAGGAAGUGAAGAUGGUUAAUGCAUGAGGUAUUUCAUAGCUGCAGCCUCUGGAGGGAAGACAUUUUUCUGCCUUCAGACACACAGUGUAAUCCUUUCUUGCUGGUUUUUCCCCUAAGUGACAGAGGGGCUUCUACAGACAUGUUAAGGCCAAAAAACAGCAAGCUAUGUGUGCCAAAAAGGAUCAUUAAAUUCUCGGAGUGUGCACAGACGCAUCCAGGCAGGUCUCCAAUAUAUAUAAUAUGAGAUAUAACAGUCCUAGAAUUAACAAAAGCACUAUCCUGAUGCUUUAGUAUGUUUUGUCUUAUAACCUGCUUAGAAUUACAGGCUUUUCCACAGCAGACUGAGCAGACACAAAUAACUGUGAGGUGGAAAAGAGAGGGGAGAUCAGUCAAUAUAUAGAUUCAUCACACUGUGGGGGUAAAUGGAUGCCAUAUGUGAUAUUUGGCACCCUUUUAAAAUCAAGGCUUUUUUGUUUAUGAUGCAAAGUGCCACUGCAGCUAUCUGAUCAUUUAUAUGCUUGUGUGUUUCUGUAUAAUUAAAGAUAAGUGAUUCGACUACAUGAAGAUGGGGUGAGAGGAAAUGAACUAAAAAAGAGCAAAAAAAUAAAUAAAACUGAAAUGAAAAGAGGAGAGAGAGAAAGGGUGAAAUGGUGUGUGAAGAGACAGGGAGACAUUGUCAGUGGAAAAUCAGGGUCAGCUGUCAGGGCACAUUGAUGCCAAAAUAAAGAAAAAUCAUGUAGAAAGCCUGAACUCUGCUUUCCUCGAGAGACAACACAAACACACAGGCAGGAACACACAUCAGCAGCAUGAUUUGCAAUAAGCUAUAAGGUAACUGGAGGAUGGAUAGAGGAGGAGGAGGAUGUGGGAGGUUGGAGUAGAGGAUGCUGGGAACGCAGCUAUGGGCAGAGCAUCAUGUCUUGAAGCAUUUUUCAGGCCAGCUUAGUGACAGUCAAACAAGGAGCGAUUAGUGACGGCCUGAGGCACAAAUAUAUUUAUGGAAUUUGAGAGUGUUUGAUGUGCCUUAUCAGAUGGGCUCUGCUACAUGCUUUUAUUGGCCACACACUCGCUGACAUUGGAGGAAAAUGACACCAGCAUAAGUGGGAGAGUGCAUCAGCUCAGAAGCAGAGUGCUGCAGAGUUUUUUGGGGGGUAUUUUCAACACGCUCUCAUUCUUCUCAGACAUGUUCGGUUCCAUGGUUUGCACAAAGGAAAAUAUUUCCUUACCCAAAACGCAAUUCAAAACAAAAUUGUGCCCAUGCCCAACAAGUUUCAUGUCACCAAAAAACAACACUUGCAAGAUGACUUUAAAAAAAUGAGGCACAUUUUCAGUUUGGUAAUGAUGCACAAAGCAGAGGUCAGAAAAAAAAGCCCUCGACCAACCACAGAGCAGGGGAGAGGUUCAAGGGGAUGCUGCACUAAAAGCAUCAGAGUAACAAGCACACAGGAGGAUGCUGGAAAAAGGGGCAGGAUGAAAAUUAGAGGUAGAAAGAUAAGAAAGCAAUGACAUAAAAAACAGCAGGAGGGAGGGAAGAUAAACCCAAUUUGCAACAUGAUCACCUUGUGCAGGCUAUCAAAGCGAAAUGCAAGAGGUUGUGUUGGAGGAGGUCUAAUGAACAGACAGAGGUAAGUCAGUGAUGAUGGGAGGAGGGUGGAGGAGAGAGGGUUAUGUGAAGUGUGAGGAAACAGUAAAUUGGUUUCAUGACACAGGGUAUAAAAAUAGGGGAGAGGAGGAGGAAAUACAUGGAGGGAGGGAAACCUAUAGCAUAUAUAGGCAGGGUGGAAUGGCAGAACACGAAAACAACAAUAUCAGGUAUAUAUGCACGGGAAAAAAAACAUCUGAAAGUAGAAAUAAUGAAACUCUAAUAAGAAAAAUACAGCCUGGCAAAAUCUGUGCACGCAUAUUUUUUAUAUAUUUCUGCAGUUAUUUCCAUGAUUUUUAACACUUAAUUUUAUAUGUUGCAAUAGUUGCAACAUAUUGAAAUGAUUUUUUUUUUUUUUUUAUCAGUGGCAUGCUUCAAGUGUCUAGGGGACCGGCCUUUACCAGUUUAAAAUAACAGCACAAAGGGCACAAAGCAGAGUCCUUUGCCCAUAGGGGCACUAUAAGUUCUAAACCUAGUUUUUUAUUAUUAUUUCACCCUUUUAGUGUAUUGCUUUAUCUUUGGUGUAAAGCAUCUUUGAAUUGUGCUUGGAAAAGUCCUAUAUAAACAGGAUUUAAAUUUAUCUUUAUUGUAGGUCCAAAGUGUCUCUAUGUCUUUAGAUUAAGGCACACAAAGAAAAGUCUACACUUCUUUCUGGUAUCAGAGACUUGGUCAUAGGGCCUGUCAUUUAGAUUAAAUUUUUUUGUAUGAUGAUGAAGAAUAGGAUCAUGACAAAAUCACAGAAAACAGUUGUAAAAGUAAUACCCAUUUAAGAUAGUAAAAGCCUGGAUUGCUUUUGUUGGGUGUCCCAAGUAACAUCACCUAUAAGUCUUAAAAAUACGCCCAACUGAUGGAAACAUCAGGGUUCAGAGGGGGCAUUACUGAAAGCUCUCUGGCAAUGCUCCAAAAUUGAUAAAAAAAAUUGGAGCUGUAUAAAGAACAUAAUUAGAGAAGUUUCUGGUUUCUCUCUCAGAUUAUAUUCUCUGAUUGACCCAUCAUUAAUGAGAGGCUGCAGAAAUGCUGAAGUGACUCAGAGGAUGUAGGGACAGAAGCCUCCUCUUAUGGGGAGUGGUUAAUGGAAUUAGGAAGGGUGUGAUCAAAUUCACAACGCUUCAACAUACAGAUUAAAAGGUGGGAGUUGAUGAGAUACCAGGACCUCAUUUAUAACGAUGCAUGAAACAGUUCCAGAGCCUGUAAUCGACCAAUAUACUGAUGUUCAUCCAUAUUCUAUGAUACUGUAGGGACCAUAAGUCUGUUUGUUAUUUCUUCUUCACAGGUCCUUCGUUGUAUAACAGUUUACUUAUAUUCUGUUUGAUAUUGUCAAAAUGUUGACAUAUAUUGAUGUGAUGUAAAUUACUGCACUGAAACUGUGAUGGGAGAAAAGUGGACUUUUCUGUGUUAUAUGUAAAAUUCUCAACAAUAAUAAGUCACAAGAAUUUUACAAUUACUUAUUUCAUUCACAGACUUACUUAUCCAUUUAUGUAGAUUUUCUUUCAGAUAUAAUUUAGCUUCUGGUCUGUAUUCUUAUGUAUUUAUUUUUUCCACUGCUGCUGUUAUUUCUUAUCUUUUAUCCUCUUUUUCUUCCAUGAGGCAGUUACUGCAUUUUUAUGUUGUAAUGCCUCUACGAAUCUUGCAAAUGUAUGAAUAUAAAAAAGUUGAAAAGGGGAUGAAUUUUAAAAAAAAAUGUUUUUGUAUGUGUAAAACAGCCCCCCCCCCCCCCCCUUAAUUCCCCCUUUUUCCUAAUAAUUCAUUCAGUAUACUGAGUUAUCCUCAUCUAAAGUAAAAGACACUUGUUUUGUACUGAUUUAAGAGGCACUCCAGCCAAAUCAGUGAUAUUGGACCUAAAGUUUACUUGAGUUUUGUCUCAUCUAUAUGGUCCAAUUCACAGUAUUGUUUUUGCAAUCUCUGAUUUUUAUUGGAAAGACUAGUCUGGCCUGCUCAGACCCAUGACCCUUUACAACAGGUUUUGGGCUGACUUGGCUGAAACACUUGGAGUAAGCAAACAUUAUUUCCAAGUCCACGAGGCCACCCUGAAGCUGGGGUCCAACUACAUACAGUUAUGUCUUAGGGUAGCAAAAGCUUUUCUUAAAAAAUCGGGGAAGCAAAUCAGGGUUUUUGUCGGUUUGUUUUUUUUGCCACGUUUUGUACUUUGUGAAAAACUUCAAACAUGAAGAAUUAUAAACCUCAGAGUUUCUUACAUAAGACCCCACAGAUCUGAUAUUUUAGUUUACUUUGAGUUGGUCUUGCAGUGAUGCCCUAUCAUUUAUCAUACAGUCAUACUGGCUAUCUUCAUAUAAACAGAUAACAGACACAAAACGAUGUAUGCACAGUUGGGAGUGUAGGAUGGAACUGUGGAGGCAGAGAGAUAAAAAAAGAAGAGGAG